AUUUGACAGAUUGACAGAUUUGUGUGCUGUGUUUGUGUGACGUUUGGGAUUGACAGAUUCUAGUUUUAUUUAUCUCGAUUUUUGUUUUAAUUGCGAUAAAAGUGAUCUAUAUUCUCAAUUUUAACUGUUUAAUACUUAGAUAUUUAAAAAAUAGUAUUAUAUCUUUCUCUGACUCAUAUACUAAACUAGUGAUUAGUGUUCUGACAUUUGGGUGUAGUCAAUCAGAAACAAACUGCAGCUCUUACUUUACAUCCCUCUUCACUUAUAUCUUCAGGAUACAUGGUAAGAACGAAAUGUUUAUAUUUCAUUAUUAACUAUAUGUAAGAAGAGAAGCAAUAAAGACAGUGAUAUCAAAAUGAGUGCUGGUGGUGGAGCUGUUGUUAAUAAUUUACCAGCUGGAGUAAAUCCAGACAAUAACCUAUUACCUGGAGGACCCAUGAUCAAUCCAACGAUGAACCGAAAUCGGAAUAAUAACCAGAAUCCAUUAUUUAAUGUACGUGAGAGAUUAUUCCAUGCUCUGUUUUUCAAGUUUGCGGUGGCCUAUGCACGUACCUUCCCUAGACCUGUAAGGAGAUUCUUUGAAUUUCUUGUACUGCUGAAGGCAUUGGUAGCAUUUUUUGUCUUGGCAUAUAUACAUAUAGCAUUCUCAAGAACACCAACAACAUGUUUAAAUAAUAUCAAAGAUUCAUGGCCUAGAGAUGGCAUUUUAAGGGUAGAGAUAUUGAGAAAUCCUGCUCAAGAUUAUUCUAUUGAGCAAAGCUAUGCAAAAGAACGUAGGUUGAAGAAAGACAAAGAAGAACUCAGUUCAAUGCUUGGAAUGCUUGCUACUGAAGGUUUCAUCAACAUUGAAUCAUCAUCUAGUGAUGAUGUAGAAGAGGAUGAUUACAUACGAGAUGGUACUGAUUAUGGAAACAUAACACAUGUCCAUGAUGAGGGUCAAAAUGAAGUUGAAUCUGGACAAGUUAUGGAAACAUCUUAUAUAAAUUCAGGGCCUGAGCUUGUGCCAAAUGAUGGAGAAACUGACCUUAAUGCAACUAUAGUAUCAACGGAAGAUAUAGAGCCUGCUUCCUCUAUAUGGGAGGGAAUAAUGGGAUUAGUAGAAGAUAUUGAUAAAGAUUCUAAAUUUGUUGAUGAAUCUAUCGAAGAAGCAGCAGCUAAUGAUUCCUCAAAAGAUGAAGACUACAUUCUAGAGUAUUCCCUCGAAUAUGGUUUCUUACGGCUGUCGCCCAGUGCCCGACUCCGUCUCAAGAUUCCCGUCAAGAUUGUUACUUUAGAUCCUCAGAAAGAUGAGUGCUUUGGUGACACAUUUUCAAGAUUUGUGCUUGAUAAUUUUUUGGGAUAUGAUGACUUGCUCAUGGCGUCUAUUAAGACACUUGCUGAAAAUGAAGACAACAAAGGAUAUUUACGGAAUGUCAUCACUGGGGAGCACUAUCGUUUCGUUUCCAUGUUGACGGCGCGCAGUUCGUACAUUGCGGCAUUCUUUAUCAUGCUUGUAUUUACGGUCUCCAUAUCGAUGCUGCUGCGUUACGCCCAUCACCAAAUCUUCGUUUUUAUAGUGGAUCUGCUGCAAAUGCUGGAGUUCAACGUGACUGUCUCAUUCCCAGCAGCACCUUUGCUCACGGUCAUUUUGGCGUUAGUUGGUAUGGAGGCCAUCAUGUCGGAGUUUUUCAAUGAUACCACUACAGCGUUUUAUAUCAUCUUGAUCGUGUGGAUAGCCGAUCAAUAUGAUGCUAUCUGUUGUCAUACUGCUAUCGCCAAGCGUCACUGGUUGAGAUUCUUCUACUUAUAUCACUUCUCGUUCUACGCUUACCACUACAGAUUUAAUGGACAGUACAGCAGCCUGGCAUUGGUCACGUCGUGGCUUUUUAUACAGCAUUCCAUGAUCUACUUCUUCCACCAUUACGAGCUGCCUGUGAUACUACAGCAAGCUCAACUUCAACAGUUGUUACUUCGCACUCACCGCGGUAUGGGUAUGAUGCCAAUAAUGGGCUUAGCAGGCAUCGCUGCUUUAGCAAGCGGCGCGGCAUAUCACGAUGCUCCAGGCACUGGUACUCAAGCUACUCCACCGACGACUCAAUCUACUACACAAACUGUUCAAAAUACAGUACAGUCUACAACUCAAACGUCGCCUUCGGUUUCCACUGCCCAAACUAACACAACUCAUACUGGAGACGUCAUCUCGUCCAGGACAACAGCCACAGAAACGAGUGCUGCAGGUACCAACACUACUUCCAACGAGAACGAACAGACAGCCGUUGCCACCCCUGAUAAAUACAGUUCUCCAGCAGGAAGUGAUAAUAUCAGAAUUGAAGAAAUUGAAAGGAAAACUUCCAGUAGUAACGUUACAGUUUCUUCCAAUAGUCAUUCCAUUGUAGCAAGCUCCAACGUUCGUAACUCGCCGAGCGGAGCUGAUGAAAUCAUAAAUCCUGUCAGCGAUCAUGUUGAAUCUUCAAUUUUAGAUCGCAGACGAAAGAAAAGUAACGAACAGAAUUCAGAUAAUCCUCUAUUAGCGCCUCAGAGUGUUUCUACAGAGAGAUUAGCUCCUAGAGCAUCAGCUGAGGCUGACGAUCUAGACUAGUAUAUAUAAUUAAAAUGUUCUAUCUAUUGUGCAUUGAAUAUCUAUGUAUUUAAUUUCGAUCAAUCGCAGCUUCUGUGAGAUUUGAAGUCGCAUUAGAGUAAUUAUUAGUUCUAUGAAUAAAUAGAUGAUGUUUGACAUGGACUGGUUAAGGAAAGUUUAUGAUUCUUUAAAGCGGUGUAAUGUUUGUCACAAUUGAAUAAUUUUUCCCGAAUAUGUAUUAUUUUUGACGGGAAUUAUUUUCCAGGUAAUAUGAUAGAUUUUUCAACAGUGUUUGUUAAAUCUGCUGCCAUCGGUAACAGCGAAUUGUAAAUAUUUAUGAUAGUAUACAAACUGAUGUGAACAUAUUGUGUUGUACUUAGAGUUUGUAAUUUGUUACUUUGAUGAUGCUUUGGGGUGGCGCAGAUGUCGGUAUACUCUUCAGUGAUUUAGUUUAUGCAAUAAAAUAUUUUGUUC
Molecule: messenger RNA, 3031 nt
Organism: Diatraea saccharalis (sugarcane borer)
Lineage: Eukaryota; Metazoa; Arthropoda; Insecta; Lepidoptera; Crambidae
Source: the annotation of a GenBank genome assembly